Molecule: messenger RNA, 2616 nt
Organism: Mycena citricolor
Lineage: Eukaryota; Fungi; Basidiomycota; Agaricomycetes; Agaricales; Mycenaceae
Source: the annotation of a GenBank genome assembly
CGAUGGGAGAUCUGGUGCCCUCUCCAUUCUUGGCGGGAGUUUUUUCGGUUGUGGUGGAGGAUACGGAUGGGUGGGACAACAACAACAACAACGCGACAAGUACUUGAAGCUGCAAGCGACGCGAGGUCUUUUGCUUGCUUGACGCGUCCUUCGGCUACAACAUCUUGGCUCGUCGCCCUGCUGUGCUCCCUUGCACUCAUCGCUCUCAUCGCCGUCUACCGUCGUCGUCGCUCAGGUCCCCACCGCAACUCAAUUCACCCGCUCGAUCCAUCCUCGAUCACACCCGCCUUUUCCAUCCCACCCUCCUCCGUCUCCUGACAUAACCCAAGCUGUGUUAUUUUAAUUAAAACCUGCGCAUGCCUCAAAUGCACAGGCCCCUCGCUGCACCGGCACCCCUCCCCGUUCCCUUCUCAACGCACCGGAACUUGGAUCCGCGAGCGAGGACACACUCGCAAUCCCAACGCAUUCAGCAGCACCAGCACCAGCAGCACCAACACCAUACAUCGGCCUCGCGCUCCAGCAGGACAACGACGAUGACGACUUCCGCGUCGAAUUCCGCUUCCGCCUCUGCCUCCGGGCUCUCCUCCCCCGUUUCCCCCACCUACACCGACUUCAGUAUCAGCAGCUCCGCGUCUGAUUCGCAUUCACUGCGUUCGCCGUUGGACGAUGUGUUUGACCUGACGCCGUCUCCCUCUGCUCAUCCGAUGUCUAUGGCGCAGAUGUACGCGCACAGGGACGAGCAGCCCUUGCCCCAGCCGUUCUUGUAUCACUGGCCUGAGCGGAAAAAGUCAUUGGUCGGGUCGCUCCUGCCCCCGACGCCUCAGCAGCAGCAGUACGGCACGAUUGGGUCGGGCUAUUAUUCUUCGUCCGCUGCGUAUAUGGGCCCCCAGCUCGAUAUCCCCCCCUCGCAACAUCAAAGUCUGUAUGCAGCAUCCGGUGUGCAGCGGAGUUACAGUGCGGGAGCGAUUUUUGGGUACCAUGGCGGAUACGAUGGACACCCCCACCCUCCGCAGUCACCCACCUCUCCGACUUCGCCUGUGUCGUGGGAACACGGAUCACAUCCUCUUGCUCUCUCCUCACAUCAUCAUCACCAGCACAACUCACAUCCGGGCACACCGGCACUCUCGCAUUCACAGUCGCACUCUGCACUGACGACGGCAUCGUCCUCUUCGACUCCGUACGUUGGUCGACCGCACGCCGACUCCAUAUCGUCCGUGUACUCGACCGCGUCGGCGCCCGCAUCCGCAUAUACUCAUCCGCAGCCAUUUGUCGGCGGCCGGGCACACUCUGAUUCUGUGUCCUCAGCGUACAGUGCGUCGUCAGCAUCAGCCUAUAGUAACCCAUCGCCAAAUCCUGCAACAUUCUCCUCCGGGUCUUAUUCACCGACGUUUCCGCCCCCUGCGUCUGCGUCCACAACGAAUCCACCAUCCCCAUUGUCCUCGACGUCAGUAGACCCGCGAUACGUGUUGAGCACACCCGUACCGACGUCACCGUCGUCGAGCGUCUCGCUGUCGCUUUCCCCCCGGGAACGUCAUAGCCAGAGUCCUUCUUCAGGGAACGGGAGCCAGCAUUAUCCGCAGCCGCAGAAUAGCCCAUUACGCAGCGUGGUGUCGCUCGACAGGUCCGCAUCUCCACAGGACGAGGGUGAAGAUGAGGUCGUGUCGGAACAAGAUCAGGAUGGAGAUGGCGAUUCGGAGUACGUCGACAACGGGAGCGAUAGCGACGAUGGUGAAUUUCUUCCACCCGGAUACCGGCGGAGGGCUGGAGCCAGCAAUAAGCGAUACCAGCCGUACGCAUACAGCCCGAGUCCGAGCACCUCGACAUCGGGAAGUGGCGGAUAUCCAUACGACUAUGCGCAGUACGACAAUGGGUACCCUUACUCGUAUAACUUCGACGCGCCGACUGUCCCCUCAAUGCCGAUGCCUCCUCAGCGUCGCCGUGCCCGACCGAGCACUGCUCUACCGAUCCCCGUCCCGGUGCCGAAUCUGACUAAAAAGAGUCGUGGUCGCCGUGUGCCGACCGUCGCGAAUCUCUACGGGGUCGGUGGGAUGAGCGGCCGGGCUCCAAGCAAGGCCGGGCAGGCGCGAUUGUACACUUGCAAGGUGCCGGGCUGCGGGAAGUGCUUCGCGCGUGGCGAGCAUUUGAAGAGACACGUCAGGAGUAUUCACACAUAUGAAAAGCCGCACAAAUGUCCCUAUCCGGGCUGCGGCAAGGACUUUUCGAGACACGACAACCUGGGCCAGCAUAUGCGGGUCCACAAGGACUUUGUCGGGCGGGUUUAAGUCCUAAUUUCUUUGGCUCUCUGCAUACCCGCUCUUCCUCUCCCUCUCUUUCAGGCCGGAUUAUAUUUACAUGGUUUUGUUUCCCGUCACUCUGGAUUUGGCGCCGUGCUUCUGUUGUUGUUGUUGUUUGCCACCUCUUUCUGCUGCCGCCGCUGCUGUUGUCGUCCACCUACAUUCGUUUUCUCCAAUCUACCCUACAAGCAUCUCCUAACUAGCCUACCUUCCCUUGUCUAGUAACUUACAUUACACCGCGAAUCGCAUACACAGAUACGUGCAUUGGAUGGAAUAAAUUUGGAUCAUCUGGGAAACAUGGCCUGUUGGACCAAAGGGUGCC